CGCCCACUCUCCGGAACCGGUGGCAGAGCAGCAGCAGCGAGCAGUGCGACGGCGACGGCACCGCGGAGCCUCCGGGAUGAUCGCCUCCCGACGCCCCGCGUCCCGAGCCCGGCUCUUUUGAUAGAGACUUCGGGCUCCUUGAGGACAUUCCAUUUCUACUUUGAGUCUCCUCUCACUAUACUCAGCGUGAAAUAACGUUCUUAAUGAUUAUCCCCUGCAGGACAGGUGUGACAGGAUUGCUAUUAUAUUACAAUCAUGGUGCAAAAAUACCAGUCCCCGGUGAGGGUGUAUAAACACCCCUUUGAGUUAAUUAUGGCUGCCUAUGAAAGGAGGUUCCCGACGUGUCCUUUGAUUCCGAUGUUUGUGGACAGUGACAUUGUGAAUGAAUUCAAGAGUGAGGAUGGGGCUGUUCACGUCGUAGAAAGACGCUGCAAGCUGGACAUAGACGCACCCCGGCUGCUGAAAAAGAUUGCAGGAGUUGACUACGUUUAUUUUGUCCAGAAAAACUCAUUGAAUUCUCGGGAACGCACUUUGCACAUCGAGGCCCAUAACGAGACGUUCGCCAACCGGGUCAUCAUCAAGGAGCACUGCUGCUACACCGUUCACCCUGAAAAUGAAGACUGGACCUGUUUCGAACAGUCUGCAAGUUUAGAUAUCAAAUCUUUUUUUGGUUUUGAAAGUACAGUGGAGAAAAUUGCAAUGAAACAAUACACCAGCAACAUUAAAAAAGGGAAAGAAAUAAUUGAAUACUACCUUCACCAGUUAGAAGAAGAAGGCAUCACGUUUGUGCCCCGCUGGACGCCUCCGUUGCUCGCGCCCUCCGCUGAGACAUCUGCCUCCUGCAGGAAGCAAGCAGCGUCGCUGGCGGUUGUGGCCCCAGAAGCCGCUCAGAAGGAAGGGCUGGGCAGCGAGGCCUUGGGCACCCCGAGCGGGGCCGCCGAGCCUGCCGCAGGGACCCCUGAUGACAAACUGGAUGCAGACUACAUCAAGCGGUACCUGGGCGACCUGACCCCGCUGCAGGAGAGCUGCCUGAUCCGGCUCCGCCAGUGGCUCCAGGAGACCCACAAGGGCAAGAUCCCAAAAGACGAGCAUAUUCUCCGGUUCUUACGUGCCCGGGACUUCAAUAUUGACAAAGCCCGGGAGAUCAUGUGUCAGUCGCUGACGUGGCGGAAGCAGCACCAGGUGGACUACAUUCUGGACACCUGGCACCCUCCCCAGGUCCUGCAGGACUACUACGCGGGAGGCUGGCACCAUCACGACAAAGACGGGCGGCCCCUCUACGUGCUCCGGCUGGGGCAGAUGGACACCAAAGGCCUGGUGAGAGCCCUCGGGGAGGAGGCCCUGCUGAGAUACGUGCUCUCCAUCAACGAGGAAGGACUCAGGCGGUGCGAAGAGAACACCAAAGUUUUCGGCCGGCCCAUCAGUUCGUGGACCUGCCUGGUGGACCUGGAGGGACUGAACAUGCGCCACCUGUGGAGACCCGGCGUCAAGGCCCUGCUGCGCAUCAUCGAGGUGGUGGAGGCCAACUACCCCGAGACGCUGGGCCGCUUGCUGAUCCUGCGGGCCCCCCGGGUGUUCCCUGUCCUCUGGACACUGGUCAGUCCCUUCAUUGAUGACAACACCAGAAGGAAGUUCCUCAUUUAUGCGGGAAAUGACUACCAGGGUCCCGGAGGCCUGCUGGACUACAUCGACAGAGAGAUCAUCCCCGACUUCCUGGGCGGGGAGUGCAUGUGCGAAGUGCCGGAGGGCGGACUGGUUCCGAAAUCCCUGUACCGGACCGCGGAGGAGCUGGAAAACGAGGACCUCAAGCUCUGGACCGAGACCAUCUACCAGUCUGCCAGCGUGUUCAAAGGAGCCCCGCACGAGAUUCUCGUGCAGAUUGUGGAUGCCUCUUCAGUGAUCACGUGGGACUUUGACGUGUGCAAAGGCGACAUUGUCUUUAACAUCUAUCACUCCAAGAGGUCCCCGCAGCCGCCCAAGAAGGACUCGCUGGGGGCGCACAGCAUCACUUCCCCAGGGGGAAACAACGUGCAGCUGAUCGACAGGGUCUGGCAGCUGGGCCGGGACUACAGCAUGGUGGAGCCGCCGCUGAUUUGCAAAGAAGGGGAGAGCGUGCAGGGCUCCCACGUGACGAGGUGGCCAGGCUUCUACAUCCUGCAGUGGAAGUUCCACAGCAUGCCGGCGUGCGCCGCCACCAACCUGCCCCGAGUGGACGACGUGCUGGCCUCCCUGCAGGUCUCCUCCCACAAGUGCAAAGUGAUGUACUACACUGAGGUGAUCGGGUCGGAGGACUUCAGAGGUUCCAUGACCAGCCUGGAGUCCAGCCACAGCGGGUUCUCCCAGCUGAGCGCCGCCACCACCUCCUCCAGCCAGUCUCACUCCAGCUCCAUGAUUUCCAGAUGGCGAUUUUGCUGACAGCUGCCAAGAAGCUGCUUCCCUCAACCGUGCACAGCAGCCCAGGGAUGUUUGUAGAACUAUUUGAAUCACAGCCAUCCCCCUCCCCCAGUCUGAAGAUCUGUUCUUUUUAAGUUGAUUCAGAAGUGACCCUGUUUUACCUCCAAAGGGUUGAAUGCGUCUUUAAGAGUUCAGAGCGCAGGACCGCGCAGAUACCUGCGGGUUGCUCACGCGUCACUCCGCCGCUCUCCUGGGGCGGGAGCCGGGGCCUGCGCCUCGGUGAUGCGGGCGAGCCCGCCUGUCCUCUCGGUGCCCUGCACUCCUUCAGUAGCUUCUGUCCCCCUGCCUUUCCCAGCACUAAUGAGUCUUUGGGUUUCCCUCCGUGACCGGUGUCUUAAUUCACUUUUCUCCCUAAAUCCACUAUUUACAUGUCAAAUUCUGUAAAUGUUUUGUAAACAUAUUACCUCACUCUUGGUAAUACAAUACUGAUAGUCUUUACAAGAUUUUUUUAUUGUUAUCAAUAAUAAAUGUGAACUGUUUAAAGAAAAGAAAA
Messenger RNA from Pteronotus mesoamericanus, 2947 nucleotides. It is a transcript of the gene SEC14L1, whose product is annotated as SEC14 like lipid binding 1. Gene Ontology annotation, molecular function: RIG-I binding. Gene Ontology annotation, cellular component: cytosol; cytoplasm. The record is from RefSeq and is a predicted model, not a curated record. Gene Ontology annotation, biological process: negative regulation of RIG-I signaling pathway. NCBI's taxonomy places the organism in Eukaryota, Metazoa, Chordata, Mammalia, Chiroptera, Mormoopidae. The transcript is spliced from 18 exons. Bases 256 to 2415 code for a protein of 719 amino acids.